AUGUUGAAAGACAGCGAAGCUCGUGCGCUUAAACUUGAAGCAGAAUGCGGGAAGAAAUUGAAAGAAAAGGAAAAUUUAAGCAGCGAUUUAUCUGAAAUGACCACGGAGCUUAUUCAAAAGCAAUCCGACAUCGAAUAUCUUAUAUCUAGUAUAUCUAGUGAGGUAAGACUUAAGGAAGAUUUACUUAAAGCUACUAUAAACUAUGAGCAGACCACAGCAGUGCUGAAGGAAACAAAAAAAACUUUACAAGAUGCGCAACUAACUUUAGAAGAGAAGACCAAAGCACUUCAAAGAUUAGAAGAAAAUUUAAAAACUGCAGAUAGUUAUUCAGACGAGAAGGAGACGUUUCUGUUAAAUUUGAAAGAAAAGGAUGCGCUCAUAGACGAGAAAUCAUCUUUAAUUGUAAAACAGACCGUGGAUUUAGAAACGUUGGUGGAAUCAAAAAAGGAGUUGAUCAAAAAACAUGCACUCAGCGAACAACGGUUGAAAGAAGAGUUUGACAAUCAGAUCGAAUUCAUUCGCGAAGCAGUGAACGAGAAAGAAAAAGAAUUGAGUUGUGUUCAGCAAGAUGAAGUGAACGCUCUUAUGUUGAAAUUACAAGACAAACAGGAGGAAGGCGAGAGUAACGAGAGAGAAAGAAUGCGUCUGAACAAAUUGAUCGAAGAAAACACGUCACAAAUUUGCGAACUUAAAGACUGUGUCGCGGAGAAGACCCAAAAGCACGAGGAUAUUAUAAAUGAAAAUGUGGAGUUGAAUGAACGAAUCACGCAAAUAGAGUCGGUGAUGGAAAGUUUGAACGACGAUUUGAAGGUAAAAGAGUCACGUAUAGUUGAUUUGGAAUCAAAAUUGAAGACGGAAAUUGGCAGUGCCGGUGAGUCUGAUGCGAAGGACAAGAAAGAUACACUCGUGGCGGAAAAGGAUGAGCUUCAGAUAGAGUUGCUUCGUGUACAAAACGAAUUAGUUUGCGUAAGGGAGGAGUUGCGUUCGAAAAAUGAAGAUGUUGUCGAAAGCAUGAAUAGCGAACAUAAAAUUGAAGUUGAUGAGCUGAAUAAUCGGAUUUGUGUCUUGAAAAAAGAUUUGGAAAGCAUAACCAUGCAGAAGGGUGAUGUCGAGAAAGAAUUGGUGUUGAGUCGUCAAAAAAAGGAGCUGUUGAACGAAAUGAAUGAACGAGAAACUUCUGUUGCUGUUGAUGAAAAUGAGAUGAAAAAUGAUAGUUUGGAGACUCAGUCAAAAGAGGUACGGUCGUGGUUUCAGUUUAGCUUUUUCUUUGCCUAUUCUGAUUACUUUUGCUUGCAAACAUUAGCAAGAAUACUUAAAACUAAAGACCACUCACAGACAGUAUGUACCCCCGUCGAAGAUUGCUAUCACCUAGGUAUUUGA
This is a messenger RNA of Xenia sp. Carnegie-2017, 1380 nucleotides long. RefSeq names its product interaptin-like. NCBI's taxonomy places the organism in Eukaryota, Metazoa, Cnidaria, Anthozoa, Malacalcyonacea, Xeniidae. The record is from RefSeq and is a predicted model, not a curated record. The transcript has a single exon. The coding region runs from base 1 to 1380 and encodes 459 amino acids.